CUCUCCCUCUUUGGGCACAUCGGCUGUCCUUGCAUAACAUCCAGCGAACUGCACGGCCCGUAGACGAGCUUCGACGCGCUAUUACAAGGUGACACUCUCGCGAUUUCACGUGCGCCACUGCCGCCUACAUAUUCGACAGCAGGUGCUGCAACGCUUUUGACCAAUCAGUGGCCUGCAGUUUCUCAUCAUCAUUCUGUACCCACUGAGGCUAUAAUUUACAAGUCAAUAGUGUCAGACUACAAGAAACGUCAUUCUGCUUCCCCUUCACAUACAGCUUAUUCUUUCUUGUGUUCGUUGGGAGCGGCGUGUUAUCUUCAAGUUCGAACUGGUGCAACUCCAGCUUUACCUAAUCAGGACCCAGCAAGAUGGUUCAACCACAACAACACAAGCUGUCUAUAUUGAACGAGACUCCAAGAACCUUCGAAGGUCCAGAACUCCUACACAAGCUGGUGCCCCAGGUUUCAACUGUAUCAGCGAUCGAUUUCCUGGAACAUGGAAUCAAGAGACGGAAAUUUUCCUAUCAACAACUGCAUACACUGAGCGACAUCUUAGCGCAGCGGAUUAUUGAGCUAACGGCAACGCUAGAAAAUGCGUCCGCUGUUGUUCCAGUUCUACUGCCGCAGUGUCCAGAGCUAUACAUUGUGUUGCUGGCGAUCCUGAAGGCAGGUAAAGCCUUUUGUCCCCUAAACCUCGAUACCCCAGACGAGAGGUUGAAAUUCAUUCUUUCGGAUAUCUCUGCGGACUUGCUCAUAACGAAUACCACGCUCUUGGACCGACUUCAAUCAAAGCAUGAGGUCCGGACAAUAUGCGCAGAUCGCGAACUGCUGAACGGUGACGAGUUAAAUGCCACAGCUCUGCCACAUAUCGACAGCACUGAUCUGGCGUAUGUGCUAUAUACCAGUGGAUCUACCGGGUUGCCCAAAGCUGUGAGCGUAUCCCAUCGCGCUGUCACACAGAGUUUGUUGGCCCAUGAUAGUCACAUACCAGGCUUCGCGCGCUUCCUCCAGUUCGCUGCUCCUACAUUCGAUGUUUCGAUAUUCGAAAUAUUCUUUCCCUGGUUCAGAGGAAAGACCUUAGUCGGUUGUCUGCGAGAGCGGAUGCUGGAAGAUCUCCCUGGCAUAAUUGAAACACUCGCAGUAGAUGCCGCUGAGCUCACGCCGACGGUUGUUGGGAACCUCCUGCAAGGCCGAUCGAGUGUGCCCGGAUUGAAGUUGCUACUCACUAUUGGCGAGAUGCUUACCCAGCAUGUCGUGACCGAAUUCGGUAGCAGCGCCUCUCGAGCGGGAAUUCUUUGGGCUAUGUACGGCCCCACAGAAGCCGCAAUACAUUGCACCUUACAGGCUCGAUUCGAAACUUCUUCCUCAACCGGCAACAUUGGUUACCCCCUGGAUACAGUCUCGACUUUCGUAGUCGCUCCAGCUGAGAGUGCACUAGGGAAGACAAAUGUCACAAUUCUGCCGUGGGGCGAAGAGGGCGAGCUUGCACUCGGAGGGUAUCAGAUUGCAGAGGAGUAUCUCAAUCGGCCCGAAUUGACAGAUGCAGUCUUCGUCAAUCAUCCCGUGUAUGGUCGAUUAUACCGCACUGGCGAUCGUGCAAGAUUUCGCGAUGACGGUCUGAUUGAAUGCCUCGGUCGUAUCGUCACUGGCCAAGUAAAACUGAGAGGUCAGCGAGUGGAGCUUGGCGAGAUAGAGCAAGUUAUCCUGAAGGUUGAAGGGUGUCGCGUUGUGGUUGCAGCGAUCGUCGACGACACUUUGGUGGCUUUUUGCGCGACGACUUCGGGCAAGGUAUCGAGUACGGAGGUGCUUCGAAUGUGCAAGCAAUGGCUCCCAGCCUUCAUGAUACCUUCGGACGUACUCAUAUUACCGAGCAUGCCUCAGCUUCCGUCUGGAAAGAUUGAUAAGCGCUCUUUGGAAGCGGCAUACUCGGAGUCCCUUCAGCAUCAUGGUACUGACGACAGCCUCGACUUGCAGCCCGACGAUCAUGCUGCCCUUGCGAUCCUACGACUAAGUCAGGACUGCUUAGGCCGGAGGCUCUCAUUGGAUUCAGAUCUUGGAGCUGCUGGACUGGACUCAUUGCGAGCAAUUCGCAUUGCGUCAAGACUUCGAAAGGAGGGUUACAAUAUCAGUGCUGUAGAGGUCCUAGCUUCGCCAACUCUGUAUGACCUCAUCAGAUCUUGCAAGGCAACAUCACUCCUUAUUGAGCCCUCGGGGUCUACGGAAAACUCAUCAGAUGAUGACCUCACAUCCACGAGCCCCAAAUCCGCAUCUGAGAACUUAAACAUCGAUUUUAUUUCUCCAUGCACACCACUACAGGAGGCAAUGCUCGUUGAGACAAUGUCAAGACCAAGCGCGUACUGUAAUUGGAUCGAACUGGAGCUCACUGUGACACGCACACACGACGAAAUAGUCGCGGCGAUAUCACAACUUGCUAAGGAUAAUAGCAUUCUGCGCUCGGGAUUCCGCCCUUCCAUCCAUGGCACCGGGAGUUUUGAACAAAUCACAUGGAAGGAGCUGGAAAUGACACAAAUCAAGAACGUUUCAAGAUUCGAGAAAGCCUACACACUGAGUAGCACAAAAGACUUGCUACGACCGUUUGCAGUCAGUAUACAGGAUGGACCGAAACAGCAACAUAUACUUGUUCAAAUACACCACGCAAUGUAUGACGGCUGGUCAUUCGACCUAAUUUUAACGGAUCUUGAUAAGCUUCUGCGGGGAUGGGGACCAACAAAACGUCCUCAAUUUUCUGAUGUCAGUCGCUAUUACACACAACGACGAGGAACAUCAGCAUCAGAAGAGGACACGAGGUACUGGGCACACCUACUUCACGAUUACACACCUACAACUCUAGUCAACUACAACGGAGAGACAAGAACCGAAGCAGGUCUUCGAUCAUACCGUAAACGCUCUGUGAUCGAUAUUGAGCGCUUGUCCGCAAAAGCCCGCUGUCUUGCUGUCAAUCCUCAAGUUUUCUUUCAAGCCGCAAUUGGGUACAUCCUAGGGCUUUACACUGGGUCGACAGACGUGGUUUUCGGCAACGUCACUUCCGGAAGAACACUACCAGUGACUGGUGUAGAGGAUAUUGUCGGCCCGUGCAUAGCCUCAUUACCUUGCCGCCUGGAUUUUGGUACAUUCUCGAAGGCACACGAGGCACUAGAGGAAGUUCAACGUCUGAAUCGCGAAGGUUUACGUCAUUGUACAUUACCAUUACGAGAUAUCGCAAGAGCAGCAAAGGUACAGCCUGGUACAAAAUUGUUUGAUGUACUUUUUGUAUGGCAGCAGUCUUCAACUUCUGGCAAUACCUCUUCACUCGCAGCAAAGAUCGUCGACAGCGCUGACGAUCUUGAAUUCAAGCUCACACUCGAGUUUGAACCAUGCGACAGCUUUAUCUCUUUCCGUGCCAUGUUCGAUCCAUCAAUCCUACCAGAGAAGCAGGUCAUCUCCCUCUCGCAGCAGAUCGACGAAGUCGUUGGAAAGCUCCUGGAUGACACUAGCUGCACGAUAGCCGAUAUUGGGCGCAGCUUCACCACCUCAAGCCUUUCAAUUGCGAACCCGGAUUAUCAGCAUAGUUGCGAUAGCGAUAGUCUCUCGCACGCAGUUGAGACAUGGGCAAAAACCUCCCCUGAAAAGGAAGCUGUCAUAUUCGGUCAUGUCUUGGAUGGUGUGAUGAGUGUCAAAGAAACGGCGACCUACUCGGGCUUGAACACUCGAGCUAAUCAACUGGCUCGUUUGUUUUCAGAGCAUGGAGUGGCCGAAGAUCAUCUGGUGUGUAUCAUGAUGGAGAAAUGCGUAGAUCUAUACGUUAGCAUCCUUGCCGUGUCAAAACUCGGAGCCGGAUACUUACCGCUUGUACCCGACACACCGGCUGAAAGACUCAGUACUAUACUCAGGGACGCCAAGGUCACACUUUGUGUGAGCGAUUCCUUGACUCUACCAUCGCUUCGUAAGGCUUUUCAAGGCAUCAUCGUCAAUCCCGGCUCGAUAGACUUUUCCACGUAUUCAAAGGAAAACAUUGAUACACCAUACCAUGGUAAACACAUAGCCUACGCUGUAUUCACGAGUGGAAGCACAGGCGUACCGAAGGGCGUUUUAGUUACGCAGCAGAACUUGAUGAGCAAUCUCAAAUUCUUGUCCGGCUUGUACCCAGCAUCCCCUGAAUCGAGAAUGCUCCAGUCGUGCUCACAAGCCUUCGAUGUGUCGGUCUUCGAGAUAUUCUACGCAUGGUAUGUAGGCAUGUCGCUCUGCACAGCGAUGAAAGAGGACCUAUUCCGCGACUUCGAAGCUUCGAUAAACAAUCUGGGGGUGACACACCUUAGUCUUACACCCACUGUAGCAGCUCUCGUCAAUCCGAAUAAUGUGCCAAAGGUCGAGUUUCUCGUGACCGCAGGAGAAGCAUUGACAGAGCACGUCCGACGGCGAUGGGCAGGACGCGGCUUGUACCAAGGCUAUGGUCCGUCCGAAACAACGAACAUUUGUACGGUACGACCUUCUGUGACGUCUAAAGACUUGAUCAACAACAUUGGACCACCCUUCGACAACACAUCUGCGUUCGUACUGGACCCGAGCAGUAAGACCAUCCUUCCCCGCGGAGCAGUGGGAGAGCUCUGCUUUGGCGGAGAACAGGUGUUUCGUGGCUAUCUCAAUCGACCAGAGCUCAAUGAUGCGAAGCUGAUUGAUAUUGCACCUUACGGCAGGAUUUACCGAUCUGGAGAUAUGGGAAGACUUCUUCCUGAUGACUGCAUCCUUUCGGCCGGUCGCUUGGACGACCAAGUGAAGAUUCGCGGUCAGCGAGUCGAGCUUGGAGAAAUCACAUCAAUUGUAUUGGAUGACAUAGAUGUUGCCGAUUGUGUGACUCUUCUUUUCUCCACAGAGAAUGGCGCCAAGAGUCUGGUAACAUUCUGGGUUCACAAGAAAUGUACGAGUGAGCUUUUCGCUGUAACAGAUGCUGGCAAAACCAGUUCCACUAUAUCGCGGAUUUUUGGGUCCCUCUCAAGGCAGCUACCUACGUACAUGAUACCGACUUACCUCAUUGGCAUAACCAAAAUUCCCAUGACUGCUCAGGCCAAGGUCGAUAAGAGACUACUGCAGGAAACGUUCAACAACGUCAAGGACAGCGGCCCUGAACAGUUUACAUCCACACAAACCAUUAAUGGUAACACCGUUGCAGAUAUUGAUGACGCAGCGGAUCCUUUAUCAGAUUGGGAAAAGAGCGUCGCAGAACAUCUCGCACGCAUACUCGAUAUCGAUUUGAAAGGGAUCCGGCGGGAAUCGUCCUUGUUCAACUUGGGUCUGGAUUCUGUAUCAGCGAUUCGCUUUUGCUGGAGUCUCAGAAAGUCUGAUGUCGCUGAUUUUACGGUGGCUGAAGUGCUCAAGAAUCCAUCUAUCUCUUACUUGGACGCGAAACGCAGGGAGAGGACUGCUGCUUCAAACCUGAAAUGCUCUUCAUCCGAAAAGCUUCUCAAUGUCUUCACAGAACAACAGAGAUAUUCGAUCCGUUCGGUAUUUGAAAAUACAGGCCUUGAGGUGGAAAAGAUCAAUCCUUGUACCCCUCUACAAGAAGCUAUGCUGGCAAGUAGUGCUUCCUUUGAGGCUGCUUACAGUAAUACUAUGAUCUUUGAUGUCAAAGGUGAUCUUCCUCGCCUCCAGGCAAGCUGGAAGCUUGCACUGGUUCGUCACGAGAUGCUGCGGACCUCAUUUGUUCCCUCAGAUCACCCCGACUUUGCUUACGCACAGGUGGUGCUGAAACACUGGGACCUCCAGUGGGACCAAUUGGACAACUUCCAGGAAGUACAGCUUCGGGCAGAUGCAAUCGUUCAAGGCCUUGUUGCAUCUCACAGACCACCUCUGUACCUGGCAGUCCAUAUAACAGAGUUGACAACAAAACUCAUAUUUAGCUGCCAUCAUGCACUCUAUGACGGUAUUGCUAUCACCAAUUUGUUGGGGGAGAUUCAGAAGACCUACUUCGACCAUGAACUACCACCUGCCGUCUCUUACGACCGAUAUCUGCAGCACUUGGUAUUUGAGGACGUGGCGGAGACAAAUGAGUUCUGGCUAAACCACUUUUUAAACUUCGAACCAACCUACUUUCCAGACCUGACUGGUAUGGCUCAGAAAAUCACUGGGACUUUUCGGUCAACAAAGCGAGACCUCAAAAUCCCUUUGAGUGCACUUCGGUCGGCAUCUCGGCAGGUCUCUGUUUCCGUGCUUCCCAUGGUACAAGCCGCUUGGGUGAAAUUGUUGCAUUACUAUACUGGCGAGUACGACUUAUGCUUCGGGAACAUCGUCAGCGGUCGUGCUAUUCCAGAAGAGGGGCUCGAUGCACUUGUAGCGCCUUGCUUCAAUGCCCUACCGGUCCGGGCCAAACUCGAUUUCUCGAAACCCAACGCAGAACUCGUUCAACAUUUGCACAACUUCAACGUGGACACAUUUCCGUACCAAUUGACAGCCCUUCGGCGUAUUCAGAAUGCUGUCUUGGGAGACGGGUGUCGAUUAUUUGAUACCCUAGUCGUUCUACAACAACCAAGCAAACCCCUUGAUGAAACCAUCUGGAGCCUUGAGGAGGAUAUGGGUGAGAUGGACUUGCCCGUGGUGUGCGAAGUGUAUCAAGACGAACAAGGCGACUGCCUAAGAUUGACGCUACAUUACAAGACCGACUUGCUGUCUGAUGAGGACGCGCAGAUAGUGGCUCAAACUUUCGAUAGCAGCCUAUGGGAUCUAGCUCAUCAUCCCGAUGCUGCUGCCAACGAUCCCAUUGACAUACCUCACACUCUUAGGGCCAUUUCGAACCCAAGUCUGGAGCGCUUGCCGACGAGAUCAGAUCUGCUGCACAAAGCCUUCGAGCAAAACGCAUCUUCUUUACCGCCCGAUGCCAUUGCUCUAGACUUUUUGCAUUCGGACGACAGACGAACAAGAUGGUCGUACCAAACGCUGGACAUGUUAGCCAAUCGCGUCGCAUACAGACUGAUGCGUCACGGCGUUGGCGUUGAAGACGUCGUCCCGAUUCAUAUGUUGAAGUCCCCGAUGUUUUAUGCAAGUAUUGUUGGCGUGCUUAAGGCCGGCGCCGCCUUUGCACCAGUCCAUCCGGAUCUGCCGGAAGCUCGCAAGGACGUGAUGUUCAAAGACUUGAAUCCGAAAGUUGUGCUGUGCACAGAACACGUACCGAGCCUCGGAGACCCGGCUUUUGCAAUCAUUCUCAACCUCACAGAUCUUGAGGAUUCGAGCUACGACGACUGCGAGAUAUCAAAGAUUGACAACCUGAGAGGCUCGAACUUGGCGUACUGUCUUUACACAAGCGGCUCAACUGGUGUCCCCAAAGCAGUCAGUGUGGACCAUCAAGCUCCGGUUCAGACCAUAGAAAGUUCGAGGGCACUCGUGCCGUGGACGCAGUCUUCGAGACUCUUGCAGUAUGCAGCGAUUACUUUCGACAUGUGCUACUAUGACUGUUUUUUGGCUUGGACGCUUGGCUUCACUCUCUGCUCAGCCGAGCAGCACAUCAUGUUCGACAACCUCCCGCAUGUCAUUAACUCGCACAAUGCCACUCUACUGGACCUCACGCCCUCAGUAGCCGCCUCUUUGUCACGGCUUGAUGUACCCGGUGUGCAGUGGCUUUAUUGUAUUGGAGAGGCAAUGUCAGACGACGUUGCCGCAGAAUGGGGUGGCGCUUGCGUCAACUCCUACGGGCCUACUGAAGCCGCCUUCUGUACGACCAUGUUUCCCAUUUCGAAGGACACAAAGACAUCUAUUAUUGGACAGCCAUAUCCAAGCACGUCUUUCGCCGUGUUUUCACUCCAAGGACAACAGCCUUUACCCUUGCUAAGUACCGGAGAACUGUACAUUGGAGGUGCACAGCUCGCUAGAGGCUAUUAUGGUCGAUCUGAGCUGACCAACGACCGCUUUGUGACCCGAUGCGGCCAAAGAUUCUACAAGAGUGGCGACGUAGUACGCAAGCUAAGUAACGGCAACUUUGAGUUCAUCGGUCGCGCGGAUGAUCAGGUGAAGAUACGCGGACUGAGAGUCGAGCUUGGUGAAAUCAACCAGGUGUUACAACAUUCCGAUUUGCGUAUCAAUUCUGUUGUGACGCAGAUUUUGAAGAAAGACACAGAUGCCAAGGAGCAAUUGGUCUCUUUCCUCGCCAUGGGCCGUGAACUCGAACCAACUGAAGAGUCGGAGUUUCGAAGAAAUGCCAUGCAAGCUGCGAAGCAUAAGCUGCCUGGGUACAUGGUUCCUCAGAUCUAUGUAUUUGUGAGCAGUAUACCGAGAUCGAUGGCUAGCAAGGUCGACAAGAAAGCUUUGUCAGACAUCUUCAAAGCUGCCACUGCUGUGAAGCGCUUGUCGAAUGAGAUGGUCGUCAAUCAUACGUGGACUGAUGUCGAAAUGCUUAUCCGCGAUGUGCUAAGUCGACUAUCGAGAGCACCAGCUGAUGAGAUUCUCCCAGAACUAUCGAUCUACCAGCUGGGACUCGAUAGUAUCAGCGCAGUCCAGAUUGCUUCCGCACUUCGGAAGCAAGGCUAUGAAGCCAGUGCUUCAGACGUCUUGAAGUAUCCCACUUGCAUUGACCUUGCAGAACAUGUUAGGACGCGAUCUCAUGCGAUUCGACUUCGAAAUGAGCCUUUUGAUUUCCAAGCCUUCGAGAGGAAGCACAGACCCGGCAUUCUAGGUAGCUGUGGGUUCGAUGAUCAGCUCAUCGAAGCCAUUCGGCCAUGUACACCCCUUCAGCAAGGCAUGCUCUCUCAAUAUAUUGCUCAAGAUGGACUUGUGUACUACAACUAUAUCCGUCUCAAAAUGCGGGACGCCAAUAUGGAUGUUACAAGGCUGAAAGAUGCCUGGAGGAAGACAAUGACACGACAUCCCAUCCUCCGGACAGGGUUCGCUCAAGUCAAGGACGAGCAAUACUCCUUCGCGAUGGUCCAGCAUAUGCCUGACUCAUGCAUAUUACCGUGGUCAGAAAAUUCUGAUACGGAUCCUCAGCUCGCUGCAGAGAGAUUGGGUCAGCUACAGCGGGAGAGUCUGACCCAGCUUCAUCAGCCAAUGUGGGACCUUCGGAUCAUCACCCAUGAUGGGGAGCUCUUCCUCGACCUGUCAAUGUUGCAUGCGUUGUUUGACGCGCACAGCUUGCAGCUAAUCUUUGAAGACGUUGUUGCUACCUACUGUGACCAACCGCUAAGGGAGAUUUCUCUCCCUGAAUCGACGCUAAGCGAGCUUCUGCAGCUCACCAACAAGCAGAGCGAGCAAACCCAGGAAUUCUGGUCUCACUUAGGGAAGCAGACAGUCUCAUCACGUUUCCCAAAUAUGACACCCCUCAGACUUGAACCAGCUCACCCAGUGGUACUCACAAGACUUUCUUCCAUGUCCGUCUUGGAGAUGGAACACGCCUGUCGCGCGAAAGACGUCACUCUCCAAGCUGCUAGUAUCGCCAGUUGGUCGACGAUCUUGUCAGCAUACACAGCGGAGCCUACAGUGACCGUUGGUAUUGUGCUUUCCGGCCGCACUUCGGACAUGGCCAAUAACGCUGUUCUCCCGUGUAUCAAUACAGUACCUUUCCCAUGCACAGUAACCGACGACAAGAUGGCGACUAUGAAGUCAGUCAUGAAACUCAAUGCAGAACUGUACCAACAUCAGUUCACCCCGCUCAACAAGAUCCAGAAGCUGAUGGGGUUGGCGAACGAAUCUCUUUUCGACUCACUGUUUGCUUUCCAAAAGCCCACUGGAGGAAGUCAGCAGAGCAAACUGUGGACAGUUGAUGAAGAGAAAGCAACGACAGAGUACCCAAUCUCCAUUGAGUUCGUCCUAUCGCAAGAGGUCUUACAAUACCGAUUGACAUACCUACCGCACAUCAUUCCAUCUCAACAGGCGAACAUGAUCCUUGAACAACUGGAUCAUGUUAUGAGAGCCUAUAUCAUUGAUAAACCCGAGACUGCGGCUGGGUCUUUCUUCGAUCAAUCAAUCUACUCCAUCACACCAGCCAAGGAAUCAACUUUGCCAUCUGAAGUAAAGCUGCUCCACCAAUUUGUCGAGUCUACUGCUGAUGUCUGCCCUGAUCGGGUUGCGUUCGAGUUCGCAAGCUCAAUACACGACGAUCAGGUCACAAGCAAGAGGUGGUCAUACCGGGAGCUCGAUGCAGAAGGCAAUAGAAUUGCAAGCUUGCUGUUAGCCCGUAACGUUCAGCAAGGUGGACUUGUCGGUGUGUGCUUUGAAAAGUGCCCUGAAGCGUCCUUCGCGAUGCUGGGUAUACUGAAAGCUGGAUGUGCAUUUGUUGCUAUCGAUCCAAGUGCACCUGGCGCACGUCAAACUUUUAUGGUCGAAGAUUCUGGUGCUCAAGUUGUACUCACGAUGAGCUCACAAUCUUCGGGCUUCACGAAACACGUUAAGGUGCCAGUGAUCAAUCUUGACAGGAUCAGUACCCACAACUUAUCGUCAUCGAGGCCGCCACUCGAGAGGCCUAUCGUACCUCAAGAUCGCAGCUAUUGUCUGUAUACCAGCGGUACUACUGGCACGCCUAAAGGCUGUGAGUUGACCCAUGAAAAUGCAGUACAGGCACUGCUUGCCUUCCAACGUUUAUUUGCAGGCCACUGGGACUCAAACUCGCGCUGGCUGCAAUUUGCAUCUUUCCACUUUGAUGUUUCCGUGCUUGAGCAGUAUUGGAGCUGGUCAGCAGGUAUCUGUGUCGUCUCAGCGCCGCGAGAUCUCAUCUUUGAGGACCUUGCAAACUCUAUUCGCACACUCAAUAUUACGCACAUCGACCUUACACCAAGUCUAGCCCAGACACUGCACCCAGACGACGUACCUAGUCUCUGCAAAGGAGUUUUCAUUACCGGUGGUGAGAGCCUGAAGCAGGAGAUUCUGGAUGUCUGGGGUCCCACCAGUGUAAUCUAUAACGGCUAUGGACCCACUGAAGCUACGAUCGGAUGUACCAUGUACCCACGAGUUCCAGCCAACGGCAAGCCUUCUAACAUUGGACAUCAAUUUGACAACGUUGGUUCAUACGUGCUCAAGCCUGGCACAGACAUUCCUGUACUUCGGGGUGGGGUUGGUGAGCUUUGUGUUUCUGGCAAACUUGUUGGCAAAGGCUAUUUGAAUCGCCCUGACCUAACAGAACAGCGUUUUGCUCACCUUGACCGCUUCAAAGAGAGAGUCUAUCGCACUGGAGAUCUGGUCAGAGUGUUGUAUGAUGGCACGUUUGAUUUUCUAGGACGUGCAGACGACCAAGUCAAACUGCGCGGUCAGCGACUCGAAAUUGGCGAGAUCAACUCUGUCAUCAGACAAUCGAGCAAGCACUUUACGGACGUCGCGACAAUAGUCCUCAAACAUCCCAAACAACAAAAAGAACAGCUUGUUGCGUUCGUCGUCAUUGGUAUGAAGUCUCUUCGCGAGCCAAAAGUACUCCUCGGCGAAACAGUCAAUCUAGGCGGGGCAAAGGACGCAUGCCAUGACAAGCUUCCACCUUACAUGGUUCCCACACAUUUCGUUCCUUUAGCUUCUAUGCCUCUCAAUAUCAACAACAAAGCCGAUGGUAAGCAGCUAAGACAGAUAUAUGAAGCAUUGUCGACCAGUGACCUGCAGAAGCUAUCGGUGACCUCAACCACAUUGGACGAAACGUGGUCAAAGGAAGAAGAGAGGCUUCGCGUUGCUCUAGCUGAAGCUUUAUACGUCAGUGAAGAUGCUAUACACAAAACUUCCAGCUUCUAUGAGCUCGGUAUGGACUCGAUAUCCGUCAUUGGGGUGUCUCGAGCUGUGAAGCAAGCCGGUUUCACACAGGUCACUGCUGCAGUACUUAUGAGACACGCUACUAUUAGUCGACUUGCUAAGGCACUGUCUGCCUCUGGCGCGAAUACAUCCAAUCGUGGCUCCCUGCUAGCAGCACAGCAGGCGAUCAAUGCUGUACAGCACCGAUGCCGGAGGUCCGUCGCCGAGUCACUCGGUGUGGAGUCGCAAGAUCUGGAAGCGCUCGCUCCAUGUACCCCUCUGCAACAGGGUAUGAUUGCACGGUAUCUCGACAGCGAGGACGGACUCUACUUCAACACCUUCAAAUUCAAUUUGAAAGACGACAUUGACAUUCCUCGACUGUACUGGGCGUGGAAUUCAGUGUUUAUGGACACACAAAUCCUACGAACAGCUUUUAUCAACACAGACAAUGGCCAUGUGCAAGCGGUGUUGCAGAAUGUCUCACUACCAUGGGUCGAGCAUGAUGCCAAGUAUGCGUCAACACCAGAAUACCUACUCAGACUACGACAGUGCUGGCUUGAAGCGAACCGCAUUGAGCUUAUUCGACCAUUCGAAAUCCAUCUCCUGGGCACGAAGCUGUUGCUUGUCCACAUUUUCCAUGGACUUUACGAUGGAAACAGCAUAGAGCUCCUGCUCGAAGAGGUACACAGGAUCUAUUGUGGCACCACAGCCAAGAUUCUCAAUGUACCAACCUUCCAUGAAGCUCUUCCUCAUGGUCCCCUCUGUAUUCCUGAAGAUACACGGAACUUUUGGGAAGAGCAUCUGAAAGAUCAUGUAUCGGAUACACUGCCAUCGUUGACGAUAGAGAGAACAAGAGGCACAGUGGUAGUAACUCGAGAACUGGAGCCAGUCCCAGGAUAUGACAUCACAAGAAGGAAGCUCAACGUCACAGCCCAGGCGAUUGCCCAAGCCUGUUGGAUACAGACACUGCAGGAGUAUGCUUGUGUUCCAAUCACAACGGGCAUUGUGGUAUCUGGACGAAGUCUCGAACUUGCACAUGCUAAUCGCAUCGCUGGUCCAUUGUUCAACACAAUACCCUACCAACACCACACCCAAGUCGGUGAUACCUGGGCAUCGGCGAUCACCAGGGCACAUGACUUCAAUAUGGCGGCUCUUCCGCAUCAACAUACACCAUUGCGGGAUAUCGCGAAAUGGUCCAAGAGAAGCCCGACUCGGCCGCUGUUUGACACGUUGUUUGUCUAUCAGGUGGCGCAGACUGAUAGGAACCGGUGGAGAAACAACACGAUUUGGGAGCUGCUAGAUGAUGAUACUGUCGCAGACUAUCCUUUGGCAAUAGAGAUCGAGCAGAAAAGCUCUGACAGGUUCUCACUUACCUUAGUCACUCAAGGUCACAUCUCAAGCACGAAAACUUCGAAUGAGCUCCUCGAUCGAUUCGAAGAAGCACUGACAUGCGCAUUGACGGACUCCUCGAUGGUUCUUGAAACGGCCAUUCACCCAAGAUUGAGCACAUCGAAUGGUACAGCAGAACCCAACAUCACCAACGGAGAUUGCGAUGCGGCAAAGUUCGAUUGGGAUGACAAUGCUAUCGCGAUCAGGGAACAGGUCGCCAUUCUUGCUGGUAUCGAAAGCUUUCAGAUCAACGAGUCUACAUCGAUCUUCGAGCUCGGGUUGGACAGUAUUGACGCCAUCAAGCUGUCAUCGAGGCUCAAGAAACAUGGCCUCAGUCUACCGGUUAGCGGCAUCAUGCGAGGACUCACCAUUAAUAAAAUGGUCAGCAACAUACUGACAAGCCAGAACAAUGACACAAACUCCCAAAUCGAGGCAGGAUUUGCUCAUCGCAAGAGAGAGAUACGGCGCUAUGUUGAGUCAUGUGCAAUAGACAUGACCAAUAUCGACGAUGUCUUACCUUCCACACCAUUGCAAGAAGCCAUGGUAGCCGAGAUGGUAGCUUCAGACUACACCCGUUACUACAAUUUCGAUGUCGCAGAGUUGGCUGCAGAUACCGAUGUUAUCAGGCUCAGUAACGCCUGGCAUACCGUUAUAAAGUCAGCACCUAUACUCCGCACAGCGUUUGUCGAAGUCGAUCAUCCAGAAAUUGACGGAGCUUUCGUACAGGCAAUUGUCAAGCAAGAUUCGGUACAGUCUCCCGUAAAUAUCCAGCAUAUGAACACUGCACAACAACCCGACUUUCCCACCAUUUUUGAGGAGUUACGUCGCGCGGCCGUACAAUCAAAGACCCUAGACCCGCCUGUUAAGGUCAUUUUACUAGAAGCACCUCAACAUAAGUAUCAAAUACUUUCAAUUGCUCAUGCGCUCUACGACGGCUGGUCUCUGAGUCUGCUACACGAUUCUAUCAACGCGGCUUAUCACGGCGGAUUCCUUCACCCGCCUAGUUAUGAGACAACCUUAGCCGACAUUCUUGCUGGAUCCGGAUCUGGCUCGGAAGCUGCAACUUUCUGGAAGAACAACUUAGCUAAUCUGAAACCAAGCCUUAUGCCUCGCCGUCGAAUCUCCAGUACGGCUAUCGACAAGGUUCACCGCAACGAGAUGGCAAGCGCUAUGAAGCUCAACGACAUCACUGAUUUUGCCAAGAGCCACCGAGUGUCCCUUCAGACUCUAGGCCAGACCAUUUUCGCAAUAACACUGGCAUUGUACACUGGUCUAUUGGACGUCACCUUUGGCUGUGUGCUUUCCGGUCGUGACGACGAUGAGAAAUCCCAGUUACUGUUCCCAACUAUGAACACAGUUGCCAUUCGUACGGUGCUGCACGGUUCGCGUUCGGAAUUGCUACAGUACGUCCAGGAAAAUUUUACCGGUGUCAAGCAAUGGCAGAACUUCCCUCUACGGAAAGCAUCAGCUUUUGCAGGCGCGCAAGGCAAGCUCUUUGAUAGCUUAUUCAUCUAUCAGAAGAGCAUAGAGCAGCCCUCCUCUGCGGAGAAAGAGCUUUACCACAGCAUCGACAGUAAAAGUGAUGUGGAAUACCCGGUUUGUGUGGAGAUGGAGGUUGUCGACGACAGGCUAGUCUGGCGUUGCGCGAUCAAGGAAGAAAUUAUGGGUCCAGAUGAAGUUCAGGUACUGAUCGGUAGAUUGGACCAAGUCCUUCACAACAUCUUCCAAUCUCCUGAAGCACCAACCAUCGAAUCAAUCCCCCAAGGAAUUUCGGUGUGUGGCCUACCGGCCUUCGAAGAGACGAGUGCGAAUACAAAGGAAAGUGGUGCCACGAACAAGCAGCCAAGCUCCGCCAACGCUCCGUCAUUACAGACGCUCCGCCAGAUUCGAAAAGCACUAGCCUCCGUUGCCCAGAUACCCGAGGAUGAUAUCGAACAAGGCAUGUCAAUCUUCCAUAUUGGCCUGGAUUCCAUCAGUGCCAUCAAGGUGUCAUCUAUUCUUCGCAAGCAAGGCAUUGCUCUCAGUGUUGGCCAGAUGCUUAAGGCCGGUACUGUGGAAAUGAUGGCCGAGACUGCUGAUGAGAGAGCUCCCACUGUUGGAGACCAUAAUGAGCCGACCGUUGUGGUCAGCCGUACAUUGCGCGGACUUGAUCUAGCUGACAUCAUGAGCCGGGCGAGCGUGGACUCAUCACAGGUUGACAGCAUUCUACCUCUCACAGCUGGACAGCUGUACAUGCUCUCUAUGUGGCUCAACACCAAAGGCGCAAACUUCUUCCCAGAAUUUGUCUACGAGCUCGAGAGCCUGGUAGAUUUUGAAGCGUUAAAACACUCUUGGCAAGAGCUCAUGGCCUCAAACCCGAUACUUCGCACACGCAUCGUUCGGACCAAUCAGAGCGAUAUACCGUAUGUCCAGGUUGUGCUGAAGGAAACGAGUGCUUCGCUCACCGAGAUCACGGUCGACAAGGAACAUACUGUAACGUCCAUCAUGCAGCAACCUUGGGUCUACCUUUUCGCCUUGCGCACGGCGUCAGGUUGGUCCCUCAGACUAAAGAUUCAUCACGCUUUGUAUGAUGGCGUGAGCCUUCCGCUUCUGAUGCAGCAGUUCCAGGAUCUCUGCAACGGCGUUGUCUCCUGUACAUCAAGCUGUACACUUGAUAAGAUCAUUGCCGUAGCCCACAAUACGUCAGCACCACCGCAACGAAGAUCGUUCUGGACGCAGUAUCUUGGAAGCAUCAGUCCGCAUCAUAACAUCAAAGUGGAGGUCAGGCCCAUCUCAAAGACGGAAAUCUACCGACCCAGUUUCUUGGAAACAUCUGGUCUGGAAAGCAAGGCUCGGCAACGUGGCGUUUCCAUGCAAGCGCUUUUCCUCGCAGUCUACGCCAAAGUCUACGCGAUGAACUCGGUCUUGGCGCAGAGAGGAGAGGACGUCGUGAUCGGAAUUUACCUCGCCAACCGCUCGCUCCCUGUUUACGGGCUUUCGACAGCUGCAAUACUCACUGUCAACCUCCUCCCUCUGCGCAUUCAAACACCUCUCAGUACGCCCCUCAUCAAUGUGGCAGUCCAGAUCCAACAGGAUUUGCAAACCAUCGGCGAGCCGGCCCACGCAACAACCAGCCUCUUUGAGAUCAGCGAGUGGACAGGCAUCAAACUCGACACCUUCGUCAACUUCCUCAGCCUGCCCGAUGCCGAGACAGAAAGCGCGCGACCCACGGUCGGGGUGAAGAUCACGCCUAAGAGCAGCUGGCAAGACGCUGUCAGCAGGGUGACUCCCGUCGAUCACGGUGAUUGGCAAGUACCCCAGGACUUGGUGAAUGAGCGUGUGAAUGCGGCGUAUCUUCAUGCAAUUGAUGUGGAAGCUACGAUCCGUGAUGGGAAACUGGACGUUGGCGUUUUCGCACCGACUGAGAUGAUGAGUCUGGAGGAUGGAGAGAAAUUGAUUGAAAACCUGAGGUCUGAACUUGUAGGUCUGGGGCAAGACUGAGGUCAUUUAAUACAUGUUCAUGGCGUUGGUGUGAUGGGAGGAGUAGGGCUGCUUUGUACGGAUGUAUGACGUUUGCGUGAAGGGCUGUGAUCAAUCUUUUCGGAUUUAAGGAGUUCUGAGGGUGUUGGAGUUUGGCAUAUAGAUGAAUGACCUUGUACUCACUU
Molecule: messenger RNA, 16711 nt
Organism: Boeremia exigua
Lineage: Eukaryota; Fungi; Ascomycota; Dothideomycetes; Pleosporales; Didymellaceae
Exons: 3
Coding region: 366-16547 (5393 amino acids)
Biological process (GO): amino acid activation for nonribosomal peptide biosynthetic process; secondary metabolite biosynthetic process
Cellular component (GO): cytoplasm
Molecular function (GO): phosphopantetheine binding; catalytic activity
Source: RefSeq, a predicted model, not a curated record